This is a messenger RNA of Ornithodoros turicata, 789 nucleotides long. RefSeq names its product protein GVQW3-like. NCBI's taxonomy places the organism in Eukaryota, Metazoa, Arthropoda, Arachnida, Ixodida, Argasidae. Gene Ontology annotation, molecular function: nucleic acid binding. The coding region runs from base 1 to 789 and encodes 262 amino acids. The record is from RefSeq and is a predicted model, not a curated record. The transcript has 2 exons.
AUGGAGCAGCGUGCCAAUGUGACAUUUUGCUUGAACUUGGGAAAGUCUGCAACAGAAAGCUUUGAGAUGAUCCAAACUGCGUAUGGAACUGAGGCAAUGAGUCGUAAAAGUGUCUUCAGGUGGAUUUUGAGGUUUCGUGAUGGCAGGGAUGCCCUGGAAUAUGAUCCACGGCCGGUGGCCUCGAAGAUAUCCCGAAAUGAAGAAAACGUGCAAAGAGUUGCGGAAGUGCUUGCUUCAGACCGAUGUAUCUCUGUGCAACCCAUCGAGGAGCUCACCGGCCUUCCCAAAACAAGCGUGCAUCGCAUUUUGACGGAAGACCUGCAAAAACGAAAGCUUUGCGCACGAUUUGUGCCUCAUGUUCUGACAAGCGACCAGAAGCGCGCCGGACUGGAGCACUGCAGAGACAUGCAGGGUCAGACAGUAACCGCGAAAUACUACGUCGGUGUUUUAUCGCGCUUGUGGUGCAAAAUUCUUCGCAAGAGGCUGGAGUACCGCAAACUAGGAUCAUGGUCGUUGUUGCACAACAAUGCCCCUGCGCACAAUGCGAAGGCUGUGCGUGAUUUCUUGGCAAAGAAAGGCGUUGUUGUCCUCGAUCAUCCGCCCUAUUCCCCAGACCUGUCUCCAGCCGACUUCUGGCUGUUGCCAAAGCUGAAGCUUGCUAUGAAGGGGACACGGCAUGACUCCAUAGAGGACAUUCAAGCGUUGCGACGAGUUCCUCAGAGCUAUACCGAAGGAAGACUUCAGGCACUGCUUCAAGCAGUUUCACGGGCAGGUCCAGCGGCGCAGUGA